Messenger RNA from Priapulus caudatus, 1812 nucleotides. RefSeq lists its product as uncharacterized. Gene Ontology annotation, molecular function: nucleic acid binding. Lineage: Eukaryota; Metazoa; Priapulida; Priapulimorpha; Priapulimorphida; Priapulidae. The record is from RefSeq and is a predicted model, not a curated record. The transcript has a single exon. Gene Ontology annotation, biological process: DNA integration. Bases 1 to 1812 code for a protein of 603 amino acids.
AUGUCAGAUGACAUCAUUGUGUAUGGACAAACCCAAGAAUCGCACGACAAAAACCUGAAAGCGGUACUAGAGCGACUUGAACAAGCCAACUUAAAGCUGAAUAAGGACAAAUGCAGGUUUGGACAGAAACAAGUUACUUUCUACAGACACAUUUUCAGCAGGGACGGGAUCGCUGCCGAUGCUAGGAAGAUAUCUGGUAUCGUAAAUGCUAGUGUACCCCAGAGCGCAAGUGAAGUCAGAUCGCUACUAGGGAUGGCACAAUAUGUAUCCAGGUUUAUACCAAAUUAUUCUGAUGUGACGUCUGCACUCCGUGAACUAACACAUAAAGGUGCUCAAUGGGAGUGGACAUGUGUGCAACAGAAAGCACUUGAUGACCUCAAGCAUAAACUGACCAGCGUGUGCAAAGAGGAGUAUUUUGAUCCAACCAAGCGUUCAGAAGUGGUAGUAGACGCAAGUCCAGUAGGCGUAGCCCCCAUGUUAUGCCAAGGCGGGAAAGUCGUUAGUUUUGCUAGCCGAGCACUAUCUAGUGUUGAACAGCGAUAUUCACAAACAGAACGAGAAAUGCUAGCAGUAGUAUGGGGUGCUGAACACUUUCAUCUCUAUCUGUAUGGGAGUGAAUUCGAUAUUAUAACAGACCACAAGCCGCUGAUUGAGUUAGUUGCCAGUCAUAAGCAAGCAUCUGCCAGGAUUGACCGAUGGAGGUUACGGUUGUUACCGUAUAAGUAUACUCUCAGCUACCGUCCAGGAAAAGACGACGAAAAUCCUGCUGACUACAUGAGUAGGCAUCCGGAUCAACCAGCAGCGACAGACGCGGCCGAAGACUAUAUAAAUUACGUGUGUACAAACAGUGUGCCCAAGGCACUCACUGUGAGAGACGUAGAGGAACAUGCUUUGAGAGAUCCGGUACUACAGAGACUAAUCCGUGCAAUUGAACAUGGACACUGGGCAGAUGAGGAACUUGUUCCAUAUCUGACAGUGAAGGAUGAGUUAGCAGUCUUUAAUGGCUUGGUGCUGAGGAACACACGCAUUGUGUUGCCGGUUUCGUUACGUCAGCAAGCAAUCGAAUUGGCCCACGUCGGACAUCAAGGUGUCGUCAAGACCAAGAGCUUGUUACGCGAGAAGGUUUGGUUUCCGGGUAUAGAUCGUUUGGUGGAAGAGCGAAUUAAGCAGUGUUUGCCAUGCCAAGCUGCUACCGCCAACAACGCAGAAGGACCAGAACCUCUCAAGAUGACAACACUACCUUGCGGACCAUGGAAAGAAGUGGCAGUAGAUUUUGCCGGUCCAUUUCCGACGGGAGAAUACUUGCUAGUAGUGGUAGAUGAGUACAGUAGGUUUCCAGAGGUAGAGCUGGUGACAAGUACAUCAUCGAAGGCCACAAUUCUUAAACUAGAUAGCAUAUUUGCCAGGCAAGGUAUACCAGACACAGUGAAAACCGACAACGGACCGCCGUUUAAUGGUGCAGAAUUCUCAUCGUUUGCAGAAGAGUUGGGAUUUCAUCAUCGACGUAUUACACCGUUGUGGCCACAGGCAAAUGGAGAAGCUGAACGAUUCAUGAAAACACUAAAUAAGACAAUCCGAGUGUCUAACAUCGAAGGUCGAAAUUGGAAGAGCGAUUUAGUUCGAUUUCUUCGUCAAUAUCGAGCGACGCCGCACUCGAGCAUUGGGAUGUCACCAGCAGAAGCUCUCAACAACCGAAAGAUGAAGGUACAACUACCAGAAACUAACCUUCAGGGAGACAGGAAAGCUCGAGAUAUUCGUGCAGUCGAUAAGCGGAGGAAGGACAAGAUGAAGUCCUAUGCUGACUACAAAUAA